UUUGGAGAUAAAUGUCUCACUGAUUCUUAUCCAUCCGUGUCCGUUAAUACUACCAGCUGGAUUUUUUUUUUUUUUUUAAAGGGGGAUGAAGAUGCUGCUGGAGUUGCUGCUCCUCAUCAACAUUUCCCAGUAUGCCCUGGCUGUGGUGGUGGAGGUGAAUGAGGGGGAAAGAUCUGUCCUGCUGCCCUGUCAGUACUCAGGUAUUACACCUGAGGACCCCACAAUGAUGUGGACUCGCAAUGAUCUUGAUCCCAACUCUGUCCACCUACAGCGAGAUGGAAGAGAUGACCUUAGAGGGCAAAACCAGCGCUACAGCAGGCGCACAUCGAUGAGGCGUGAUGCUCUGAACACUUUAGACUUCAGCCUCACUCUGAGAAAACCACAACUGACCGACAGCGGCAACUACACCUGCUCCAUCAGUUUUGGAAGAGAAGAGCUGAGACUGACAGUUAUACAGCUACAGGUCAAAGACCAGCAGGUGGAGAUGAAGGUGAAUGAAGGCUUAGAGUUUGUCAUCCUGCCCUGCAAAACAAAACCUUACCUGCCUGAGGACACCACAGUGGAGUGGACUCGCUCUGACCCAGAACUCAUGAUGGUCCAUGUGUAUGCAAAUGAAGGCGACCAACUUAUUGACCAGGACGGCCUUUACAGAGACCGAACAACAGUGAACGAAGACCUGCUGAGAACUGGAGACCUCAGUCUGACCCUGAAAAAACCCACAGAGAGAGACAGUGGAGGAUACAUCUGCACCAUCUACAGGGACAAAGACAUCCUGAGACAGAAAGUAGAGCUGCAGGUCAAAGAGCCAUUCCCAUCUUGGGCCAUAGCUCUCCCAAUUCUUCUGGUUCUUCUUGUGGUUUCUGGAGGUCUUUUAUUUCAUUUCCGGCACUAUUUCAUGUCAGUUUACCAGGUGGUGGUGGAUUCAGGGGUGGAGUCUGUCCAGUUGCCCUGCAAAGGCAUACUUCACCUCCCCAAAGAUGCUAAAGUGGAGUGGAUGGACAACAAUGACAAGAUAGUCCACGUGUAUAUGAAUGGCUCUGACGAACCUGAACAACAGGAUGAGUUUUACACAGAUCGAACGAAGAUGAAUGAAGACCUGUUGAAAACUGGAGACUUCAGCCUGACCUUGAAAUACCCCACAGUCACAAACAGCUACACCUGCACCGUCUACAGCAGGGAGGGAAAGAUUCUGCUGAAGAAACAAGUGGUGCUCACUGUUAUAGUCCCCCAGGUGGUGGUGGAUUCAGGGGUGGAGUCUGUCCUGUUGGACUGUACAACCACACUUAAGUUACGUGAAGGUGCUACAGUGGAGUGGAGAGACGCUUACAGGAAGGUCCAUGUGUAUCAGGAUGGCUCUAGUAAGCCAGAGAAACAGGAUCAGGUUUACAGAGGCCGAACAGAGAUGAAUAAAGAUGCGCUGAGGACUGGAGACCUCAGUCUGACCCUGAGAUACCCCACAGUCACAAACUCUUACACCUGCACCCUCUAUGACAGGGAUGGAGACAUCCUGCUGAAGAAACUAGUGGUGCUCAAUGUCAGAGUCCACCAGGUGGCGGUGGAUUCAGGGGUUGUGUCUGUCCAACUGCCCUGUGAAACCACACUUGAGUUGCCUCAUGAUGCUAAAGUGGAGUGGAGAGACAUUUACAAGAAGGCCCAUGUGUAUGAGGAUGGCUCUGAUAAACCAGAUAAACAAGAUCAGGAUUACAGAGGCCGGACAGAGGUGAAUGAAGACCUGCUGACAACUGGAGACCUCAGUCUGACCCUGCACUACCCCACAGAGAGAGACACACAAGUCUACACCUGCACCGUCUACAGCAAAGAGGGAAAAAUCCUGUUCAAGAAAGCAGUUAAUCUGAAAGUCAAUGUCUGUCAGGUGGAGGUGGAGGAGGGGGAGGAGUCUGUUUGUCUGCCAUUUAAAACUACACAAAACCUGCCUGAAGAUGUUGUAGUUGCAUGGCAAUCUGAUGAAAUGAUGGUCCACCUGUAUGAGAACGGCUCUGACAAGCUUGAAGAACAGGACCAGGUUUACAGAGACCGAACGAAGUUGAAUAAGGACCUGCUGAAAACUGGAGACGUCAGUCUGAUCCUGAAACACCCCACAGAUGAUGACAAUGGAGAAUACAGCUGUGAAGUCAGCAACAGGGAUGAUAACCGCACAAACAGAAUUUGGAGACACAAAAUUGUGCUGCUCAAAGUCAAAGUCCCCCUGGUGGAGGUGGAGUCAGGGGUGGAGUAUGUCCGUCUGCUAUGCCACACCACACUUCACCUGCCUGAAGAUGCCAAAGUGGAGUGGACGGACAAUUACACAGAUGCUGAGAUCAGCAACAGGAAGGUCCAUGUGUAUGAGAACGGCUCUGACCAGCCUGAAGAACAGGACCAGGUUUACAAAGACCGAACGAAGAUGAAUGAAGACCUGCUGACAACUGGAGACCUCAGUCUGACCCUGAAAUACCCCACAGGUGGAGACAGCAGGACCUACACCUGCACCGUCUACAGCGUGGAGGGAAACAUCCUGCGGAAGAGACAAGUGGAGCUGAAAGUCGGAGUCUGUCAGGUGGAGGUGGAGGAGGGGGCGGAGUCUGUCCAGCUGCCCUUCAAAACCACAAAAAACCUGCCUGAAGAUGCUGAUGUGGAGUGGAGAGACAGUUCAAACAGGAAGGUUCACGUAUAUGAGAACGCCUCUGACCGUCCUGCAAAACAGAACCAGUUUUACAGAGGUCGAACAAAGAGGAAUGAAGACCUGCUGAGAACUCGAGACCUCACUCUGACCCUGAAAUACCCCACAGAUGGCGACAACUCCACCUACACCUGCACCGUCUACAACAAGGAGGGAAACAUCCUGCUGAAGAAACAAGUGAAACUGAAAGUCGCAGUCUGUCAGGUGGAGGUGGAGGAGGGGGCGGAGUCUGUCCAGCUGCCCUUCAAAACCACAGAAAACCUGCCCGGAGACGCUGAAAUGGAGUGGAGAGACAGUUCAAACAAGAAGGUUUGCGUGUAUCAGAACGGCUCCUACCAUCCAACAAAACAGAAGGAUUACAGAGACCGAACGAAGAUGAAUGAAGACCCUCUAAAAACUGGAGACCUCAGUCUGACCCUGAAACACCCCACAGAGAGAGACAGUGGAGGAUACAUCUGUGAAGUCUCAAAGAACGGACGGAUACGAUACAAAACAGUACAGCUCAGAGUUCAGAUCCAGGAUCAAACAGGGGACAUCACGAUACCUCUUAUGGCUCAUCAAUUCGUUUGAUCUGUGUGUUCUUUGAUUAUUGAUCAGUGAUGUCAGAGUGGAGUCAGUGUGAUGUUGUUGUUGUGUGUUUGAGACUUUUAGUGUCCAUGAAGGUCUCUGCUGCCGUAGAUCCUCUGAA
This is a messenger RNA of Oreochromis aureus, 3365 nucleotides long. RefSeq lists its product as uncharacterized. The record is from RefSeq and is a predicted model, not a curated record. Bases 86 to 3247 code for a protein of 1053 amino acids. Lineage: Eukaryota; Metazoa; Chordata; Actinopteri; Cichliformes; Cichlidae. The transcript is spliced from 12 exons.